Priapulus caudatus is the source of this 2028-nucleotide messenger RNA. RefSeq names its product N-alpha-acetyltransferase 35, NatC auxiliary subunit-like. The transcript has 18 exons. Gene Ontology annotation, biological process: N-terminal peptidyl-methionine acetylation. The record is from RefSeq and is a predicted model, not a curated record. Bases 31 to 2028 code for a protein of 665 amino acids. Gene Ontology annotation, cellular component: NatC complex. NCBI's taxonomy places the organism in Eukaryota, Metazoa, Priapulida, Priapulimorpha, Priapulimorphida, Priapulidae.
UGUCUGCCCCCUGAUACACAAAAAGCUAGCAUGGCGAUGGAGAUGCAGCACAACUGGGUAGAUGUGACUGACACAUUUCGGACCUCCUGCACAGAGCUGAAGCUAGGAGAGCUAGUCCACGACCAGUAUUUUGGCCUCUUUGAGGCGAUGUCGGCCAUUGAGAUGAUGGACCCGAAAAUGGACGCAGGCAUGCUGUGUCAUCAGAGCCACCUGGUGAUGGGAUUCGACAAGUCGAUUAACGCCGGAAAGUUGAAGAAGCGUAACGUCUUGAUGCCGGAGCUGAUCGCAAUCAUAGACGACACGUACGCGUGCUUGGUCACCUGGCUCGAGGGGCAUUCGCUCGCGCAGACGUUGUUCACGAACCUCUACCUGCACAAGGUGCACGACGUCGACGACCGGCAGGUGAAGGCGUUCUCGAUCGCGAUGCUCAAGAUCGUCGACAUCCUCCGCGAGAUCGUCAGCCGCGCGUCCGUCUUCGAGGAGGAGGACUUCCAGCCACUUACGUACGGGUUCAAAAUGGCUGCCGACAUAUCGGAAGUGCGGACAAUCGGAAUGGUGAAAGAAAUAGAAGAUGACAUUCAAAAGAUUGUAAAGAGCACUCGCAGCAAGCAGGGUGAAAACCGAGAUGCGCAGACGACAGCGCAGCAUAGCGAGGCGUCUGCCCUCUACACCCGUCUCAAGUUCACGAGGUUGCUGUUCGUCACACUGGCUGGUCUCAAUAAGAGAGAGGACAUUACUAGCACAGUAGGAGAUGUCAAGAAAUACCUAAACCAGUGUAAAGAGUUGCUGCAGUCAAUGCUAACCAGUGUUGACCUGGGAGUUCAACCAGUGCCAACACAGGACACCAGCAGUACAGUGACCUAUCCGACCGUGAUGGGAUUCGAGCCGCUCGUGAACCAGCGCCUGCUCCCACCGACGUUCCCGCGCUACACGCGCAUCCGCUCGCGCGAAGAGACGCUCGUCUACCUCGACAAGCUCAUGUCGCGCGUAGAGCACGUCUGCAACGUCGUCGGCUGCAGCGGCUUCCACGGAGUGCUGGACUUCAUGAGAGACUUCAGCAACAGAGAGUCCUGCGUGCUGUCCAGGUCCGUCCUACAGAUGCUGUACAUGCCGGCGGAUAAGAUGGUGUAUGCAGUCACACCGAUCGCGGAGGUUCUUCGUGAGACUGCGAGAAACUUCAUCUGUCCUCCGGCGCUCAUGCCAAAAUCUUCUCUCGCUAACAAUCCGCUGACUAAGGAACACGUGGAUGCGUUCAUCGUACAGGCGACGCGGCCGUUCCGCGCCUUGCUGCAGAUCACCGGCAACAACCGCGCGCGGCAGCGAGACAAGCUCGCGCACGUGCUAGACGAACUCUCCAACCUACAGGACGAGGCUGACAAGGUGGAUGCUUUUCUACACAACCUGCUGAUUAAGAGCGAACCCCAGCGGCAGCAUCUCGCCUGCUUCGGCUCCUGGGUGCUGUGUCAUGUCAUACAGGUUAUGAUCCAGUAUCUACUUCUAGGGUUUGAGCUAGAGCUGUAUAGUCCACACGAAUACCAUUACAUAUACUGGUACUUGUACGAGAUUCUAUAUGGCUGGCUCAUAUCUGUGCUCUCCAGAGCUGAUGGUUUCUGCGUGGAGUACGAUGCAUUUGUCGCAGAGCAGCAGAAAGGAAGGAACAAGAAGGCGAAGAAGAAGAAGCGGCAGCGACCGUACGCGCGCGACAUCACGGUGGCGCAGGCCUACCAGAACCUCUCCGGUGGACUCUACAAGGCGCUCGCUGGAUUUCAGCUGGAGGGCCGGCAGAAGAAGCCGAUGUUUGAGUUUGAUUCGGAGCAGGUGCGCUACGAACAUCGCUUCGGACCGUUCGGCAGCGUGAACACACCGCCCCCGGUGCCGUUCGAACAGUGCCAGGCUCUGUUGAAAGUGGCUAAAACGAAUUUCGUAGUCAUGAAGCUGCUAGCAAGUGGACACAAGGGCGAUUCGAAGGAGCCGCCGGAGUUUCUCUUCACGCCGCACAAGGCUUUCCCGAUCAUUCGUAUCACGUGA